ACAAUAAGGGUAACAAUUGACUUGAAGUACUGCUUUCUAACUGUACGAAAAAACACCUUAGUGUCAUUCAUAAAUUUUUAUAGUUUUAGACCUAUUGGUAAAAGUGGGCGAAUGUAUCAUGUCGCCAAAGUUAGAUCCUGCACAGCGCACAUACUCUGGAGCUUGCAGCUGGCGCUUGCCAGGGUAUUGCAAAUGACGAGUAAAUUUGGAUUGUCUAGACGGUUGUUUCACCCCCGAACCUCAGUUGUCCGUGAGACGAGUUGUCCCACAUAUAUUUUUCCAUGUAAUAGGGCACCACUAAAUACCAUGGCAUGGGAGCGCUGGGAGCAAGUCGAUGAUAACAUGCGAGCCAAAAUGGCGCCCCUGGCCUGUAGUGCAGCGUGGGCCACCAACUCGUGGGAUCAAGUUGAACGUUACGUGUCUGCCUUGCCGGCUGAUGACAGUUUUGAUGGUGCAUUCUAUCGGGCAGUCUUGAACAUUCAUUCUGGUAAUUAUACAGAGGCCUGCGAGCAUAUUGUGAAUGCUCGUAACGUAUUGGAUGCAGAUCUAACCACAAUGGCUGGAGAGAGCUAUGAUCGAGCGUAUGCGGAUUUAGUCGGCACCCAGUUACUCUCUGAGGCAGAAGAAGUAAUCCAAUACAAACUGGUCCCGGAACGUCGUCCUGUGUUACGGGAGGUGUGGCGUUCUCGUCUGCGUGGCUGUCAAGCCGUGGUUGAGGAUUGGGGUCAAAUCAUACAGCUGAGAAGUUUGGUCAUGAAGCCCCACGAAGAUUUAAAGACAUGGCUGCGUUUUGUCGGUCUCUGCCGUCGAAAUGGGCGAUUUGUGAGUGGUCUAUUUGGUUUUUACCGCAGUCACUUCGUCGGUUCCACUUCUCCAUCUCCUCAUGGCUUGAACUCAGUCCCGGGAAAUACUCCCCCUGCUUCGACUCAGCCAAUUGCGGAGCUCGUGCGCGCUAAAACUGAUCUCCAGCGGUGCAUGGAGUUACAUGCUGCUCCAUCCGUACGUGGGUUCGUCAACUCCAUAAGUUUGUCUCCGUCCGAUAGUCUUCGCCUGAUCAAUCUACUCUUUAAGUUCGGACAUCUGGCUGAAAUACGUGAAGUGAUUCGUGAAGGUUUGACCAAAAUCAGUUUGGAAAAUUGGCUACUGGUUAUCCAACAGUUGCUCGCUCGCAUCGACACCCCACGUGAAUAUGUGGCCAGUAUCAUUAUCGAUCUACUAAUUUCCGUCGGUCAUAGAUACCCCCAAUCCAUGGUUUAUCCGCUUGUAUUGGCGUUCAAAUCAGGAGGAUCCGAUCGGCGUCGGUACAAUGCUAAUCGUAUUCUCUAUAGCAUGGAAGAGCAUAGUCCCCGUUUAGUAUCAGAGGCUUUCCUGUUGAACGAGGAACUGAUCCGUUUAUCGAUUACCUGGGUUGAGUUGUGGUUUGAAUCGUUGGAAGACGCCAGUCGAGUCUACUUUGGAGAGAAAGAUAUUGGAAAAAUGUUCCGAUUGCUCCAUCCCCUUCACCAAAUGAUGGAUCGUGGACAUGAGACGAUUCACGAAGCCACAUUCCUGCAAGAGCAUGGUGGUGAAUUAGCCAACUGUCGCGUCUGUUGUGAAACAUUCGAGCGUACUGGAGCACGUAUUGUCUUGCAACAAGCCUGGGAUCGGUACUACACACUGUACAGACUGACUAACAUGAGUACGUUGGAACUCUCCGUAGCGUCACCCCGGUUGCAUGAAUACGGACAGGAUUGGCAGUUGGCUGUCCCCGGCACCAUGGUUAACUUUUUUCUAUGCGUUUCUUUCCUCACUCUAGGCUCGAACGGACAUCAGUACAUGUUCCUCCUGAAAGGACAUGAAGAUACACGACAAGAUGAACGUGUAAUGCAAUUUUUCGGUCUAGUCAAUACUCUGCUCAUGAAUAAUGCGGAAACACUGAGGCGUAACCUAACAAUUCAACGAAUGUCUGUCAUUCCAUUGUCGACCAAUACGGGUCUAUUCGGUUGGGUCCCCAACAGUGACACAUUGCACAGCCUGAUUCGAGAUUACCGCGAAAAAACCGGGACAGUGUUGAACAAAGAAAAUCGGGAGAUGUUAAUACUGGCUCCGGAUUUCGAUCGGCUAAACGUGAUUCAGAAAACUGAAAUUUUCGAAGCUGGUCUACGCGAGUCUUCUGGACGUGAUUUAGCUAACAUCUUAUGGUUGAAAAGUCAUAGUUCGGAGGCUUGGUUUGAGCGACGGACCAAUUUCGUACGUUCAAUGGCCACGAUGUCCAUGGUCGGCUACAUCCUUGGCUUAGGAGACAGACAUCCAUCCAAUAUCAUGUUGUCUCGUGAAACCGGUAAAGUAGUGCAUAUCGAUUUCGGUGAUUGCUUUGAGGUGGCCAUGAUGCGUGAAAAAUUCCCGGAGAAAGUGCCAUUCCGCCUCACGCGAAUGAUUAUCGCAGCCAUGGAAGUUACAGGUAUUGAUGGCGUUUAUCGUCAGACUUGUGAAAUGGUUUUGUCCUUGGUGCGUACUCAUCGUGAGAGCCUGUUAGCCGUGCUGGAAGCUUUCAUCUACGACCCCUUGUUACAGUGGGUGCUACUGGAGAACCGUAAGGACUUCACACACUUGGACAAUAAAGUCGAUGAGGGUGCUGGUGGACCCGGUGCCGCUGGAGGGACUGCAGUGCUCAGACCACCGCUGCGCGACGUCCCACGGAUCGUACUGGGGCCAACAACACAAACCAACAGCAAACAAAUGCCUACGAACAUCAAACUUACAAUCAAGCGCAUUCCAGUCACGGAUCCACGCGUUGCUCCAAUUCGCCCCGGCGAGUAUUCACAAAUCCCAAUCAUCCUGAUAGCCUGUCACUCCGCGAUCCGCACAAAAUUAACCCUUGGAGACAUCAUCUGUGUAACGGUCCCUGGUUUGGUUGCUACGAAACAGGUGAGUGUCUGUGCCUAUUCAGUACACACUUCUCACCUCAGUUGCCCUGCUGGACGCCCGUAG
This is a messenger RNA of Echinostoma caproni, 2970 nucleotides long. The record is from the annotation of a GenBank genome assembly. Lineage: Eukaryota; Metazoa; Platyhelminthes; Trematoda; Plagiorchiida; Echinostomatidae.